AUGAAAAAGAACCAGACGGUGCAGGGCACCUUCAGCAAGCUCUUCGGGAAGAAGCACGCCAACCCCGCCGCCACCUCACUCUACGCCACCAACCCCCCGUGGAUUUUCACCCAAGAAGCCCCGGAGGAGGGGACCAGGGAUUUUGAUGGGAUCUAUUAUGGAGACCAUCGGUUCAACACGGUGAGCGAGUCGGGAACGGCCACACUGAAAGCUCGGCCAAGAGUCCGGCCCCUGCUGACCUUCCUUCCACUGAAUGCCCAGGAGAACCAUGGGCUGGCUGUGCCCACCCCUUCUGUCCCAGAAGACUUUGCAGACAAAGAAGUGACAGGUACCAGCUCACUGGUCAAUGGCAACCUCCGACUGUACAGCUCUGUGGGUGACCUGAGGCCUGAGCACUAUGGCCUUAAUCUACUCAUCCCCCCACCUCCCCCAGGCCCAGCCCCUGGGCCACCCCAGGACAUUUCACAACCUCCAGUGGAGGCCCCACCACUGCCUCCAUCUUUCACAGCUCCCCUACCACCUSCUCUGCGGCAGGAAUCCCCACCCCCACCCCCACCCAGCACGGCCCCACCUCCACCUCCAGUACUGGACACCCUAUCCCCCCCACCCGCUCUUUCCCCGCCCUCCACUCCCACCCCUCCUGACUUCAUUCCCCCUGCCCCACCACUGGCCUUUCUAGCCCCUCCGCCACCCUCCUUGCCGGCCCCAGCACCCCCAGCUCCAGUGCCUCCUCAUGCGAUGGGGACUCGUCACUUUCCCCCUGGGGGUGUCACCAAGUGGAAAUCAGAGGUAGCACUGAAUGGCAGGCAGUCAGAGGCCCCUAGAACCAGUCCCCCCAGGAGCCCUGCUGAGCUAAAAGGGAGCCAAAUGGGACCUAACCCAGAGCCCCACCUCACCUUCCCCCGUUCAUUCAAAGUGCCUCCCCCAACCCCAGUCAGGACCUCAUCUAUCCCGAUUCAGGAAGCACAAGGGGCUCCCCCAGAGGAAGAGGGGGCUACCAAGAAGGCCCCCAGCCGCUUUCCACUGCCUCCUAGCUUCCACAUUCGUCCCGCGUCCCAGGUCUACCCAGACAGAGUCCCUGAGCCAGACCCCCCCAAGGAGCCCAGGGCAGAGGCACCAGCGCCAGACAGCCCAAGGCUCAGCCAGCCAGCAACCAAGGAACAAGCAGGGACUCUACCCCCAGCCCCUCCCCUACCCCCUCCUGCACCCCCCCUCCCUCCCCCUGCACCUCCCCUUCCUCCAGGGGCUUCUCCUUUGCCUUCUGCUGGGCAGGCAGCCCCUCCACCUUUCAGGUUUACCAAAAGCCCUAAAUCCAGCUCACCUGCUCUCAAACCCAAGCCCAGACCCCCCAGCCCGCAGGACACCUCCUCUUCAGAACCUGUGGAUUGGCGGGAUCCCAGCCAGAUGGAAAAGCUGCGGAGUGAGCUGGCAGCCUAUCUCUGUGGCUCCAGGAGUCACAAGCCAGGCCCCAAUGUGGCCUCUCAGGACAAAGAGGGCAAGAAGGGCCUCAGUCAGCUAGAGGAGGCAGCCCCCACCAGCCUGCCAGAGAAACCCCCCCCAGGCGCUCCUGAGAAGAGUCCCUGUAGCAGCAGUGUGCCCCUGCCYCCAGUGGACUACAUCCCCCAAGACGCACCAACCCUCAGUGUUCGGCAAAUCCGGAAUGAGCUGGAGGCCAGGCUGUCCUCAGCUGCAGACAAGGAGACCAAGCCCAGCAUCAGGUCUCUACCACCUAAACCUCGGCUGGAAGGGGGAAGAAUUUUUGAAAAUGGGACUGUUAAUGGCAAAUUCUCCAAGCCUAUACCCAAGAAUCCACCAGCUGUACCCACCAUGCCUCUUCCAGCCACAUCACUCCAAUCCAAAGACACACCUGUGCAGGCCACACCACCCAAGACCACACCUGGGCCAGCCACACCACCCAAGGCCACACCUGGGCCAGCCACACCACCCAAGGCCACAUCUGGGCCAGCCACACCACCCAAGGCCACACCUGGGCCAGCCACACCACCCAAGGCCACACCUGGGCUGACCACACCUGAACCAGCCACACCAACCAAGGCCACACCUGAGCCGACCAUAUCAUCUGCAGCCACAACUCUGCCUAUUAGGUCAUCCCAACUGAUGGCAGAAAAGGAGAAGACAGAAUCUCAAGAGAGUAUGGUAUCCUCCCAGCCAGAAGCCAAGGAGCCCAUAUCAGAGGCCAAUAGGCUGCCCAUACCAGAAGCCCCCUCUUCUCCAGCCCUCCUACCAAAGAUGUCCCCUAACCCAGAAGAAGUGCCAUUUCUCUACAAGCCCCAUYGCAGCCAAAACAGCCCUAGCCGCGAGGUUGCUGUGGUGAUGCCUACACUGGCCAGAGGAGGGGCAGCAGAGUCAGAAGAGAAGGAGCCCCAGGGCCUGCCAGUCAAACCCCCUGCCCCAGCCCCGCCUGCUGACCAACUCCUCAGACACCCAGUGACUGGGGAGGUGGUGGAACAGGGCUCCCCCAUGGCCCUGCUCUUGGCAGCCAGGCAGAGAGCACAGAAGGGGAGGUCUGGAGGGGCAGCCCUGGGGCGGUCUUCCCUGCCUGGGAGUCUCCGGGGCCACAGGAGCCAUCCUGAGGCUAGCUCCGACAGCAUCUUCUACAGCGAUGGCCGGCCCAACUCCUUCACUGUGGUUCCCAAGUUACCCAAGGACGCUGAGAAGGACUCCCAGCUGACCUCAGCUGCACCGCCCAUGGCACCCAGUCAGUGGAAGCCCCCGCAGGGAAGAGACCAAGAGCCAAUCCAUCGUCCCAUGUGGACCAAGGCAGAGCCCCGAGUCCCUGUGGCCUGGGAAAGACCAGCUCCCUCCAACCUCUCCCAUGGUCGCCUGCUGCCCAAGUCCUCCUCCUCUCCACCCUCUCCUUCCUACAGGAGGAAGGAGGAGGAAGAGGAACCGGAAUUCAGCUUUGAGGUCAUCCCACCGCCGCCAGAGUUCAGCAAUGACCCUGAGCCCCCCGCCCCGGCCCCGGCCCUCCAGUACGUGGGCUACCGGGGGUCCCCAGCACGGAACAACUUUUCAGACUUGGGGCAGCCCCUGGACGCGGGCCCUGCGGCCCCGCCGGCUCGUGGCUUCUCGCGCUUUCCCGGUGCGCUCUACUCCGGGGCCGGGGGCCUGGAGCGCUUUUCGGGUGGGAGCCGUUCGCUCAUCAAGAAGCGCCUGUACGUCGGGGAGCCUCCCCGCAACCCCGGGCUGCCCCGUGGCGCCCCCGGCCGCAGCCUGAGCACUCCCAACUGCUUCGGACCGGCGCCCGGAGGGCCCUUCGGGGCGCCCGGAGGCCCGGAGAUGCGGCGCGUCAACUCCGCGGGCCGCGCGCCCCCCGGCGGCUUGCACGCGCGCAGGCUGUCCCAGGAGGGCGCUGCCCGGGGCGCCGCGGAGGCCAAGUACAAAGCGCCGGGUGGCGGAGGCGGCGGCGGCGCAGACUACAGCUUCGUCCCUGCUACCGGCAGAUCUCCUCACAUCACUUCCCAUUAUGGAAGCCCCAUCAAUACAUUCACCGUGAGGCCUGGAACCCGUCAUCCCAUCUCCUAUGCCUAYUCAGGAGCUCACCGCAAGGCCACAUCCUGAGCCCAGAGUUCUUUCAGCUCUACUCCAAGGGGUUGGAUCUGCGCACUUGUUUCUGUGGGGGGUGGGAGGGUUGCAGCAGGUAUUAGCCUGACUCAGACAUGGAGGAGUCUGGCUCCCUGAGGACCCUCGAACAAAUGAGCCAGAAGCAGUGGCCUAAGGAAGACUGAGUGGGCUUCUGUUUUCCCGGAGCACCGGAGCUGCUGUGAACUGUAUGCAGAUGGGGGUGGGAGGGGCAAAGGGGAGGAGAGGAGAACGUUCAGGGCCUGGGCGCUGAGUUUCCGUUAUCUGGUAUUAUCUGCUUUAGCAAGAUUUAUUUAAAGCAGUUUUACAAGCAUGGCCUAUGAAACAGGUCCUAGAAGCAAAGGAUGGGUGCUUACUCAUGGGAUGCCUCACAAAGGGCUGAGGACCAUCCCUGUUGGGGUGGGUGCAGGUCACUAGAUAGAUCUCUUUAGCCUCCACCUGUUGCCACCAAGAGGCGAUACCUGGGGUUCCUAGCUGCACGGAAGCAGACCAAUACUAUGCAUGCACAACAUAUGGAGAAGGUGAUGGAAUAGAAGCCUUUUGCAUUGACCAAGGCCACAGACAGGUUAAUUUCUUCUUGACCCUGGCCCUUAGCUACAGGGAGAMCCACAGAGAAAAGACUCGGCAGUUGACAGGAUCACGUCUUGAUUUUUUUUAAUUCGGACCCAUGCAUCCCUGAUUUGGGGAAGCAYGCCCAAGGAGCCAAAAGAUCCAGGACUCAACACCAGGGGUCCUACAUGGCCUGGUUUCAUAUGGGAUUUGGAGGGGGCAUUAGUUCUAACCCCAAUACAUCACCAAUAUCAUUGAUGCCUUAAAAUGUGUAGAAGACUCUGGAAGGCCUUGGAGAGUAGAGACUCAAGAGAAGUUUAUUGUUGAUGGGGAAAUAGGUUUCGAAACAUUAAGAGUGGUAGGACUGGGCCAGUCCAGAGCAGGUGAAACUACAGUAGGGUAAGCAUUGGUCCUUUGCCUGGGCAGUCCAGGUUUAUGCCUGUUUCCAUGAAUUAGGCCCUUUGUAUUUUUUAAAAAGUUCCUAUCUUCAGGUCAAGUUCAGCUGAAUACCUGGGACCAGACCAAGGCUGCCUGUCUAAGUAAGAAGGAGGGCAGGGGAGUGACCCACCUCAUAGGAGCAGGCCAGUAGGGGGCCGCCAGAAAGCAGCUCCCUUUGGGAGUUGACUCUUUUGAUCUAUGGUCACUAGCUGAGGUACUGGGUUGCAGCAACAGAAGUCAAUCACUUCAAGGAAAGAAAGUGCAAGGAAGGUGGGCACCCAGGUGACUAAGGCCAGCCACUCUAAUAGGGCAAGUUCUGGUUACCUGUGUUCAGGCAACAAAUCCCAUCCCAAUACCAGCACUGGCUCUAUAAAUAUGUAUGUAUUUCCUCUACACAAUGUUUUAUAAAAGAGUUCAUUCACUAAUUUAUCUGCUAYAUUAAGGCUUGAGGAGUAGGGUGUGGACUCCCAGCUGUAGACUGUUCUGGGGUGGGUGGA
This is a messenger RNA of Urocitellus parryii (Arctic ground squirrel), 5087 nucleotides long. It is a transcript of the gene C8H6orf132, whose product is annotated as chromosome 8 C6orf132 homolog. Lineage: Eukaryota; Metazoa; Chordata; Mammalia; Rodentia; Sciuridae. The record is from RefSeq and is a predicted model, not a curated record.